UCGGGGUUCCAGGGUACUUAUAGGAAUUGGUGGGGCCAUGUAAUUGGCGCUAGUGUCAAGCGAGACAUUCACAACCAAUAAUAGACAAUACAGACAGCAGAUGCUGCUGUUCCUUAAUACCUGAGAAAUAAGGCAUACUGUGUCGACUUGGAAGGUCAUGUGCAAGACAUCACGUGCAACAUGCGAAGUUUUGGCCGCAAGAUGACCGAAUGAACAACAGGACAUUGUAUUCUGGCCACGCUCGACCGAUUCGCCAUCAUGAGGAACAGAGCUACUACGCCAUUGAGCAAACCUAAACUCCGACAAUCAUGGAGCAAAUAUAACCUCUUUAACCUGCAGCGCCUCCGUAACCCCCCAACCGGCAGCAAAACCUUUUUCCAACAGAAAUGGGCCGCUAAAUCUAUGGCUCGAUCAUACCAUGGCGAACAGGUCCGCGAGAGCCAAUGGGCCCGGAUGUUCUCCCGUCGCAUUCGCAGCGUCGUGCCCAUGAACCCACUCAAGCUCGCCCAGGAUGACGGUUCCGGGAUGUCCGCUGGUCGUGGAGCAGGUCUGGAGACCGAGGAAAGUGCCAAGGAUCGAUUGACUCCCUUUACACAGAUGACAUUUGCUCCUUUGGAGCGUCGGUUGGAUGUUGCUAUCUUUCGGGCUCUGUUUGCUAGCAGUGCCAGACAAGCUCGGCAGUUUGUUGUUCACGGUGCGGUGACAGUUAAUGGCAAGCAGAUGAGGUAUCCCGGUUACCUACUCAACCCUGGCGAUCUUUUCCAGGUCGACCCCGAACGUGUGAUGUAUGCUACCGGUGCUCCUAAGGAUAAACACGAACGUCGAGAGGGACGUAUUGCGCGAAAAAAGAUAGCCGAAUCCCAAGAAGCUGAAGUGGAGUCUAAGGAAGAGGGUGCCGCAGAAGAGUCCGGAGAGAAGGGUCCCGAGUCGGAAGAACAAGGCAAAGACAGAGAGAAUGAAGACCCACGGGAGACACUGAAGGUCCUACUGGCCCAGGCCAAGAACAUCAUGGCCGGCAGCAAGGAUGUGCUCCCCGCGAAGCGCAAGCAGGAGCUGCGUGGAUUCCAGAAGGCCGUCAAGCGUGUCCUCUCUCGCUCCGAUUCAAGCACCGUUCUUACCGACAACCUGGAAUCGCAAUUCUCUGAACUCGUUACCCUCCUCAAGGCGAAGCGGGCAGAGAAGCAAGGCACUAAGCGGUCUAAGCGCGAUCAGUCCUCCGACGAGACUAAGGACGUUUCCGAAUCGACCUCCUCGUCCGCCACCGCCAGUGAGUCCCAGCCCGGAGAGGCGUUGACUGAGGCUUUCCGACAGGCGGCCGAGAACCCGGAGCAAGAAGUUGACACCUCCGAACUCACAGAUGCCGAGCUUGAUGUGCUUAAGCGGGCUCUUAUCCAGAUGCGUGACAACCCCAUUGACAGCACAAAACCCUAUGCCACCCCCUGGAGGCCCCGCGACUACAUGAGUGCCUUUGCUUUUGUCCCCCGAUACCUUGAGGUCAAUCACAACAUCUGCGCAGCAGUAUACCUGCGGCAUCCGGUGGCUCGUCCUGGCUACUCGGAGGUGCCGACGCCGUUCAGUGAACAAGUCGGUACAGCCGCUUUCGCCUGGUACCUGAGACGGCGGUAGACAAAGCAACGACCAUGUAAUAAUCAUUGUAUUUUCUCCUUAAGUUUCAUCAUCCUCUUCUUCUUAUGUUCUGCGGGCAUGUUCCACAGUCAUGUAUUACUGGGUAUCUGGUCUGUUCUUGUUGUUUUGGCAUACGUCCGUUCUCAUAGAUGAUCCUGUCUAUCUGCCUUGUGUUCCCUGAGGGAGGACAAAAGUCAUGUUUGGUGUUGGGUCGAUAGCACACGUUUUUGUACAUUGGAGUGAAUAUAAAUACACUCGCAAUCUCCAAUUCAACCCUAUUUAAUCCUAAGGUAAAAGAGUUGUUUGUCCAAUAGAAUUCCGAGAUACUCUUGUCCGGCAAUACAAAACCAAGAGACAGAAAGAGAUAAAGUACCGAGAGAUAUAUAUACA
Messenger RNA from Aspergillus alliaceus, 2016 nucleotides. RefSeq names its product mitochondrial 37S ribosomal protein uS4m. Gene Ontology annotation, cellular component: mitochondrial small ribosomal subunit. The record is from RefSeq and is a predicted model, not a curated record. Bases 259 to 1626 code for a protein of 455 amino acids. Gene Ontology annotation, molecular function: structural constituent of ribosome; rRNA binding. NCBI's taxonomy places the organism in Eukaryota, Fungi, Ascomycota, Eurotiomycetes, Eurotiales, Aspergillaceae. The transcript has 3 exons. Gene Ontology annotation, biological process: positive regulation of translational fidelity.